This is a messenger RNA of Solanum stenotomum, 833 nucleotides long. RefSeq lists its product as uncharacterized. The transcript has a single exon. The annotation marks the transcript as partial. The record is from RefSeq and is a predicted model, not a curated record. NCBI's taxonomy places the organism in Eukaryota, Viridiplantae, Streptophyta, Magnoliopsida, Solanales, Solanaceae.
GUUGGAAGCAAAAGCAGCAGAGCAAGAACACGAGCUAGCCCUAUGUUUAUGCGCAAAAACAAAAACAAUAUCGCUAUUGAAAAAACUCAAGAACCUUCUUCCCCAAAAGUCACUUGUAUAGGUCAAGUUCGUGUUCGCAGAUCCUCCAAUAACACCACAAAAAAACAUCAACAACGACAACGUAUAGAAGAGAAGAAAACCCCAAAAACAACAACAUGCUGCUGUAAAUUCCAAUGCAAAAUCAUUAAAUUACACAGACCCAAAUCGUUGAUUUCAAAUUUGAAGAAAUGGGUUUGUUGUUUUCCAUUUGGGUAUUGUGUAAAAAAAGUCGAAUCAGCUCAAAAAGUUCAAAAAAUUGUUACAACAAAUGCCGAAAUUGCAAUUUCUGAAUCAGAAGAAAAUGAAAAUGGCUAUGCAGAUUCUAAUUUCAAUCCACCAAAAAAUGCUUUGAUUUUGACUCGAUGUAGAUCAGCACCUUAUAGAUCUUCAUCAUUAGCUAGUAAAUUCUGGGGUUAUCCAUUGAACAGUCAAAAUCCCCAAAAUAAUAUUCGAGAACUGGAGGAGGAAGAAGAAGAAGAAGAAGAAGAAGAAAAACCUCCUCCCGUUCUCGAAAAACCUAUAAUUGGGGAUUUAGGAUCGAGAAAAAGCCAUGGAAAUGAAGAAAUGCAGAGCUCCAUUAAUGAAGAAAGUGGCAAAGCUUGUGUUCAUCCAUUACUUCUUACAAGAUGUAAAUCAGAACCAGCAACAACAGGAGAAAGGCUUAAUCCAACAAGGUUUAGUGAUACUAAUCCUCUAAGUUGAUUUUUUUUAUUUUUUUAUUUUGAAUUUUUCAU